Molecule: messenger RNA, 1005 nt
Organism: Lasiodiplodia theobromae
Lineage: Eukaryota; Fungi; Ascomycota; Dothideomycetes; Botryosphaeriales; Botryosphaeriaceae
Product: CCCH finger DNA binding protein
Exons: 2
Coding region: 1-1005 (334 amino acids)
Biological process (GO): cytoplasmic translation
Cellular component (GO): cytosol
Molecular function (GO): mRNA binding; metal ion binding
Source: RefSeq, a predicted model, not a curated record
AUGCCGCCCAAGAAGCAGGACAAGAACCAGCCCAAGGCCUCCAAGACCACGGUCGACAAGACCUUUGGCAUGAAGAACAAGAAGGGCGGCGCAGCGCAAAAACAGAUCAAGCAGAUCCAACAGGCUCAAUCAUCAUCCAAGACGCCCGACCAGAAACGCAAGGAAGCCGAAAAGGCACAGCGCGAGGCUGAGAAGAAGGCGGCCGAGCAGGCGCGCAAGGAGGCGGCGGAGCUGUUCAAGCCGGUGCAGACGCAGAAGGUGCCGUUCGGCGUGGAUCCGAAGACGAUCGUGUGCCAGUUUUUCAAGAAGGGACACUGCGACAAAGGCAAGAAAUGCAAGUUCUCCCACGAUCUGGCCAUUGAGCGCAAGACGGAGAAGAAAUCCUUGUACGCAGAUACGCGCGAGGGUGAGGACGAGGAGAAGAAGAACGAUGAUAUGUCUCAGUGGGACGAGGAGAAGCUGCGCGACGUUGUCAAGUCGAAGCACGGAAACCCGCGGACGACUACGGACAAGGUGUGCAAGUUCUUCAUCGAGGCGAUCGAGAACCAGAAGUACGGAUGGUUCUGGACGUGCCCCAACGGCGGCGACAAGUGCAUGUAUAGGCACGCUCUGCCUCCAGGUUUCGUCAUCAAGACCAAGGAGCAGCGCGCGGCCGAGAAGGCAUUGCAGGACAAGAACCCCAUGAACACGCUUACUCUCGAAGACUUCCUGGAAUCGGAGCGCCACAAGCUCACGGGCCCGGGGACGCCCGUUACUGCCGAGACUUUUGCCAAGUGGAAGCAGGAGCGUAUGGACAAGAAGGCGGCCGAAGAGGAGGCCAAGAAGCUCAAGGAGGCAACCGGCCGUGCGCUCUUCGAAAAGGGUGGCUGGGAGAACGACAGCGAGGACGAGUCGGACGACGACGAUGGCGUCUUCAACCUCGAGGCUCUGCGAAGAGAAACCGAGGCUGCACGCCAAGCCAAGGAAGAAGAGCGACUGGCCGAGAUGGGUGGUAUUCCAGCUUAA